CUUUUGAAAUUCUGAGGAAAUAUACUCUUUGAGUUGUUCAUCAACACCGUUGUGAUUGUAUGCUUUCCCUUUGGUUUUAUUCUGUAUGCCAUUUGUUCAUGUUAUAUUUAUAUAUUUGCGAAUUGUGAUCGAUUUAAUUGUAUUCUAUGUUCACUUUUGCAGAUUAGACAAUGGCAAACCAAAACCAAAAACAAAACCAAAACCAGAACCAAAAACAAAACCAAAACCCAAACCAGAACCAAAAACAAAACCAAAACCAGAACCAGAACCAGAACCAGAACCAAAAACAAAACCAAAAUCAAAAGAAGGAGAAAGAGGAUUUCUCUCUGAAGGCGACAACUCCAAACAUCAGUGCUGGAAGAGUGAUCAGUGGUGAUAGACUCCCCACCGCAUAUGGCCUGGUUGAGCAAAUGCAGUUUCUGUUUGCCAGGGUGGUGAAGGCCAAAGACUUGCCUGGAGAUUGUGCUUAUGUGGAGGCAAAGCUUGGAAGCUUUGUAGGAACAACCAGAUGCUUGAAAACCACUACCCCAGAAUGGAACCAAGUCUUUGCUUUUGCCAAGGAGAGAAUUCAAGUACUAGUUCUAGAUAUUGAGGUGAAGAACAAGAAGGAAAAUGGUGACUCUAAAUGUAAUGAGUUCAUGGGGCGUGUUUUAUUCACAAUUGGUGAUAUUCCCAUGAGGGUUCCUCCUGAUAGCCCCUUGGCACCACAAUGGUACAGGCUUGAGAAUCAAAAGGGGGAGAAGGUUAAAGGAGAGUUGAUGGUGUCUGUUUGGAUGGGAACUCAAGCAGAUGAAAGUUUUCCUGAGGCUUGGCAUUCAGAUACAGCAGAGGGUAGUGGUGAAAACAUUGCUCACACGCGUUCAAAGGUAUAUAUUUCUCCUAGGCUUUGGUACCUUAGAGUUAAUGUCAUUCAGGCUCAGGAUUUGUUGCUCAAAGGUAAGCCUAAUAACUCGGAAAUUUUCAUCCAAGGUGUUUUGGGGAACUUGGCUUUGAGGAGUCGUCCCAUGAAAAGUGAUCCAAACCCCAUGUGGAAUGAGGAUUUGAUGUUUGUUGUAGCAGAACCCUUUGAAGAUUCCCUGUUCGUGAGCAUUGAGCAGGGGGCUCCCACCAAGCAUGAAAGCUUGGGAUGUUGUGUGGUUCCUUUGAAGACUGUGCAGCAGAGAAUUGAUGCCACUCCACCAGCUAGUGUAUGGUACAACCUUCAGAAGCCAAAGGUAAAUGAGGAGGAAAAAGAGGGUAACUUUUCUAGUAAACUUAACAUGAGGAUCUCUUUGGAUGGAGGGUACCAUGUUCUUGAUGAGGCCACUCACUACACUAGUGAUAUCAGGCCAUCAUCAAGGUUUUUGUGCAAACCAAGUAUUGGUGUUCUAGAAUUGGGGAUCUUGAAUGCCGUGGGGCUCUCUACAAUGAAGAAGGAUUUCCGCACCGAUGCCUUUUGUGUAGCUAAGUAUGGUCCCAAGUGGGUGAGGACAAGGACUAUUGUGAAUAGUCUUUCUCCAAAGUGGAAUGAGCAGUACACAUGGGAAGUGUAUGAUCCUUGCACUGUGAUCACAAUUGCUGUGUUUGAUAAUGGGAAUUUGCAAGGAGGAAAAAAAGACGGAGGGAACAAAGAUGAUGGAGAAGUGGAUAAGAGUAAUGAAAAAUUGGAUGGAGAAAAAAAUGCUGGAGGAAAAAAACCUGAUGGACUAGUGGAUAAGAGAAUUGGUAAGGUACGGAUUCGGCUAUCCACACUAGAAAGUAAUAGGAUUUACACUCACUCUUAUCCUCUUAUAAACUUGCAAACAGGAGGAGCCAAGAAGAUGGGAGAAAUUCAAUUGGCAGUGAGGUUUUCUUGUCCAUCUUUGUUCAAUGUUAUGCAAACUUAUGCACAACCUUUGCUUCCAGAAAUACACUACAUUAGCCCUUUGUCUAUCUUUCAGUUGGAUAGUUUGAGGAACCAAGCUGCUAACAUCACCACAUUGAGGUUCAAAAGGGCUGAACCACCCCUCAGUAAAGAGGUUGUAGAGUACAUGCUAGACAUGGGGGCAAAUGUGUGGAGCAUGAGGAGGGGAAAGACUCUAUUUUAUAGGGUUGCUGGUCUUUUGAGUGUUCUAGUUUUUGUUGCAAAACAGUUUGAUCAGAUACAUUCUUGGAAGAAUUCAGUCACCACAGUGUUUAGUUACUUCAUGUUUCUCUUUGUUAUUUUCUUUCCAAGAAUAAUUUUGCCAUCAACAUUUUCCUUGCUCCUCUUGAUUGGAAUUUGGCGCUAUAGAACAAGGCCAAGAUAUCCUUCCCAUGUGGAUAUGAAACUGUCUCAGGUUGAUGGAGCCACUGCUGAAGAUCUAGAAGAAGAGUUUGAUCCAUUUCCAUCUAAAUUUAAUGGUGAUAAUUUGAAGAAGAGGUAUGAUAGAUUAAGAGGCCUAGCAGGGAGGGUGCUAGAAGUGAUGAGUGACUUGGCAACUCAAGGAGAGAGGGUGCAGUCUCUACUCAGCUGGAGGGACCCAAGAGCAACAGCUUUGUUUGUUAUUUUCUGUUUUGUGGCUGUCUUUGUCACUUAUUUUGUUCCUUUUCGCAUUAUGAUGUUCAUUUGGGUCACUUAUGUGUUAAGACCUCCAAGGUUUCGGUUUCAUUUGCCUGCAGUCCCUCAAAACUUCCUUAGGAGGAUGCCUGCAAAAUCAGAUGGCAUGCUAUGAGUUGGCUUCUCUUCAUUUGUUUCUUGUCAUUGGAAAAUAAAUUCGCUUUCUUCUUCAUUUUAAGUUAGGUGGAAAAUAUGUUUAGUAAUUACUUGAGUGUUUCAGAAAUUAUUUUGUUAUUUAAA
Messenger RNA from Cajanus cajan (pigeon pea), 2797 nucleotides. Lineage: Eukaryota; Viridiplantae; Streptophyta; Magnoliopsida; Fabales; Fabaceae. The record is from RefSeq and is a predicted model, not a curated record.